Molecule: messenger RNA, 1074 nt
Organism: Selaginella moellendorffii
Lineage: Eukaryota; Viridiplantae; Streptophyta; Lycopodiopsida; Selaginellales; Selaginellaceae
Exons: 4
Coding region: 5-439 (144 amino acids)
Source: RefSeq, a predicted model, not a curated record
GGCGAUGGUGAUGGAGUUGCCGCCAAUGGAUCUGGUGACUAAGGUGCUCGAUUCCUCUGAUCUCACCGGUGAGAAGGCUGUGGUGGCCAAGAUGAUGAAGGAAUUACAGGAGAAGCAUCCCAUACAGCUCCAGUACGACGCAGAUGUCUUGCUCCACGCUUUGUGUAAACCCUGGGAAGUGGGUGGUCACGCUUACGAUUUUAAGAAAUGCCAUCGCCAAUUAAGAAUCACCGAUCCAUAUCAAACUUAUUCGACAGACCAAGUCUUGCUUCAAUGGCACGAGAGAGUAGUAGCAGAACGAGAGGCAUGGAACAGGCAAAGGCAGCUCAAAGCACACAUGCUCUUCCUUCUUUCCAAGCUCCAAGUUGCGGAGAGGCAGCGGCGUCGCACCAUAGGUUCACAAGCACUCUAUCUCUCAAUCGUCACCGAGCUGCGUUGAGGUUUUAGUCAAUUCUAUAGCGAGCCAGAUGAGAGAAGCGAAGACUUACGCAUCCCGAAGAGGAGCCUGCUGAUUUCAAAGAAUCGAGCGACAACUUAAGGCUCUUGAUCGAUACGUACUUCGCGAAGAGACCCUCGGAGCUUAAGUUGCUGGAGCCAGUGGCGGAGGUGAUUGUCAAGCCAGAGGAUCCUCCCGCCGAGCCGGCGACGAUGAUAGUCAAGCCCGAGGAGGAUACUUCCACUUCCAAAGAUCCAGCAGUGCUAGUCAAGCCGGAGGAUCCUCCAACCGAGCCAGCAACAUUGCUACCACUUCGCAGUACCACGCCCAAGAUUGUCAUGGAAGUUCCAAGCCCAAGAACAGGUUCUUCUUUCUCUUCUUUUCGUUGGUGCUGGAAGGAAAAAAACUGUUUUCAUGUUUUUUCUGUGAUGCAAACAGUGGCUUUGAGGCAGGAAGUGAAAGACCUCGAUCUGUUCGACGAGAAGCUCACGCCACCAGAGCCAGAGGCACCAAAGAAAAAGAAAUAAAAAAAUCUUCGUCCAAAUAAACAAAGAGAUCCUUCCAUUGUCUUUGGUGCUUAACACAGGUAAACGAUGUCCUUCAGGUUGAACGUCGUAUCGUCUCCGUGCCAAAAGUUC